Molecule: messenger RNA, 5249 nt
Organism: Amoebophrya sp. A120
Lineage: Eukaryota; Dinophyceae; Syndiniales; Amoebophryaceae
Source: the annotation of a GenBank genome assembly
GUUAGGUGGCCUGAUGAUGACGACAGCGUUUGAAAUAUUGCCUACUUUCUUCCCAUAGACAGAAGUACAAUCAUUUGAGCUGAUGUCCGUGGACCGUGUCCGCACCUGCCUGGAGCUUUUCCACACCUGGGAGCUUCCCCACAAGCCACAUGUCGCAGACGGGAGCAAAGUCCGCGAGUGGUUCUUUGAAAAUCAGAAUCUUUACGUGGACAUCAAGGGUUCUUGUGGAGACGCUACCACAGCCGAAAUCGAGAAGUACCACCAGGAACAAACGAGCAGCAGCAGCAGUCGUGGCACUUCCUCCGCAUCAUCUUCUACAGCGAGAGUCAAAAAAAUUUCCCUUGGACCACGGAAGAUCGUCUUCAAAAAUCAGCAUAUUGACGAUCUUCAAGACGCGCUCCUCGCUCGGCUCAACCAGGCGGAAAUCUUGUUCUGUCAUGUGUGGCCCAUCGUGGAGCACGCCCUCGGUGGUACAUCAACAUCCACGGCUACCCGGCGCACUGGUGGCGCACGCGGCUCCCCACCUUCCUCGGCGGAAGAGGUUUCGUCGGUAGUACGGGAAAGCAUCAGAAAUGAUUAUGCUGACGAGGAACAAGAGCCCACACGGCAAAUCGUCGAGGGAAUGCGGCGCUUUCGGGACGAGGCGCUUCGCAAAUGCGUUGACGGCACCCACUUGCCCACUGCGGAGUUGAGAGCGGUACUUACUAGACCUAGAGUAUAGAUAGAUUCGUGUUGUACCAUGAUCUGUGUUGGGAAACUACGACUGACACUGAGAUGGAGCUUGGGCGAACUUUUGACGCAGCUGUUUCUCACUAGUACUUGUAUUAACGACUUUUGUGCUCUAAAACGAUACGACUGAAAAACAGAUCAUCACCGGUAUUAGCCAUACUCCCGGUGUGGAUACCGGGUUUUGGCAGGGUGUUUCGGAAGCCAUCCCGGAAACGGAGUUCCUACCCUUGCGCGACUUUUCUGACGCCUUGCACCUCUGGCUGUUGCAGGAUUAUGACAUUGCAGGAGAACAUAACAACGAACGGGACAAGCAAGCUGAUGAUCGAGUAAACGACGACGCUGAUGAAAUUCACUCCGUAAUGACUGGAUCGGUGACCGUGUCGCAAGACCAAAGCGUGGACGUGCUGCAGGUGGAGCAGUAUAAGGCACAGAAGGCUUCACCGCGCGGCCCAACCAUUCUUGCAAGAACAACGACGUCCCGGCACAACGAAAAAAAGAACGCGAGGAACAACAGCAAGCGCAGCAGCACGCAGGAAGGCGACUAUACUAAGAACUUCCAGCAUCGAGAUCCUCUUCAUCUCUCAAAGUCUUCAAUUUCAAGCAGUUUAAAGAAUACAAGUACCAGAGGGGACGAACUCCGGGCCGCAGGGGAGGAGGAGGAUUUUUCACACCUUUUUGCUUUGCCAGAUGCUGUCGUCCGGCGAACGCGACGUGCCGUUCUUCCUGGAGGGUCAGGAGCGUUUGCGUAUGACGAUAGUACCUUGACCACUGGCACUGUCAACCAGGCCCCCCCUUAUUUGUCCGAACAGAUUCAGACGGUGAUGGAGUCGUGGCUGCCCGAUCUCGCGCACCUCGGUAAGAUAAGCAGAAGGAACGGAGUAGUUCUCGGGGAGGACUACAAAAGAACAACCGACGCAGUUGUAGAAGUAGGAUCGAUUUUUAGCAAUGCUUCUGCUGCCUCGAGAAUUCAUUUUCCAACUACCAGAGAGCCACGGCCACCUUCUCCGCGCUCAUCAAACUACCCGCCCACGAAUCUUCUGCACCAUCUGGCCUCCCAAUUCGAGCAGCUCCUGCAGCUGUGGGAGCAGCAAGCCCGAAACUUCGAGCGGAGACACCAGCAGUCGGAGCAGAAAGCGACCCAGUUGAAGAAGCAGAUCGACCUUUCUUUCGCGGAAUUCGAGGAACUAGAACAGGAAAACCGGAAACUGCAAGAAAAUGUCGGGAGGGCGGAAAAAAGAACUUCGGAAUUGCAGCGGGAAAAAGUGCGGUUGGAACAAGCAAACACCGAGCUGGAGCGGAGGUUUUCGAAACUGGAGGAGGAGGAGGAAAAUAGGACAAACUACGCAUCAGGCAAGAAUAUUAGAGAAACAAGUGGCAGCUCAAGUAGUUCUGCUGCUAACAGCUGCGCCCCUGCUAGAAGCGGUACAACUACCUCAGUCGGCGUAAGUUGCAACCUGCUGGUUCCGCACGCGAAGCUGUCUUCCUCUAGCUCCUCCAGCGAAGUCGACGAUAGUACGAGCCUGUUUUCCUUCGCAAAUAGAGGACAAACUCGGCAGCUCGGAAUGAUUCCUGACCAUAUUGCCGAAGCUGUGGGUCGUGCUUCAUCAUUGGGGACGGACAACAAGAAGAGUAAUAAACAUAAAGCGCCGGCAAAGAAUGAAGAUGUUUCGAGUCCGCCUCCGCGCAUCGGAAGUCUUAAUCGACACCGUGCCGGAAGCGGAGAUCAGGAGGAACCGUUUCUGGAGAUUAUCGAGCUCCGCGAGCAAGUGGCUGUUGCCGAGCGGGAUAGGCAGGUGAAAGUUUAGGGUUUCUUCUUGUCUUCUGUGAAACAGCACCAAUACAGACUUUCUUUGCACUUGCACUGCGGCAGUGGUGCCCACAUGAUUAUGAACGUGAUGUUACAACAGCAACACUUCUUCGUUGAAAUUGAAAAUCUUGAAAUCUCCUUUCAAUUUUACAGGAAGCCGCAAACCAGCUUACCCGUGUGGAGAAUUUGUUGAUCCAAAAGUCCGAGGAGCUACACACCGCAAACACCGAACUGGAAGGCCUGAAGGACCAGCAUGAAAAAUUCGGGAACAGUCGUACAGAAGGAAACAGGAGGACUUUGGCCGCCGUCGAGGCAAAAGCUACUGAGAACAAGCAAGAAAGCUACAUCGAUCAAGAGCAAGAUGAAGAUCUCGCCCUGCUUCGAAAACAGUUGAAGCAAAAAGACCGGCUGAUCCAGGGUCUGCGAAAUGUCCGCUCGGAACUGUUAGAGAACGCGGUCGAGUAUAAAAAUUAUCAGCAGGCGUUGUUCACGACCCGGGGUGGGAGUAGAAGUACCUCUACUACGAGGAAUGUAAAGCGCACAAAUCAUGGCGAUCAACAUGACCACUAUCAUCGGGCGGAACAAGGACCCGUCGCCGUCGCCGUGUCCGACGACGAUGAAGAAGAAAAAUCUCCAAGGACCCGGGCACUAAAGCGACAGGUGCAAUUUUUCAAAAAGCAGGCUCUGGCGAUGGAAAGACACGUUUUGGAGUUGGAGCAUGACGGUGAUGAUCAUGAUGGUUUUGGUUCAUUUACCGCCGAAAAUAGACUGCACGAUCAUCUCCCCGGAGGUGGACGAGAAAAAAAGCAGACCGUUCCUUCAACAGAAUCUCUCGCAGAGCUGUCUUCACCCUCACCGUCUAAAAAAACGAAAGGCAUGUUGCUUGGACACAAUGACGCACAAGUGCUUACACUGGACGAGAACCAUGGGAUGAAAGAUGAGCAGAAGAACAAGAACGCCAACAGCGCAGCAAGCAGCUCCUCCUCAACCACCGCGAAGACGACCGGUACUGGUACAACAAACACGACUAGGUCUUGUACCACAAAAUCUUCAAGGAAACCUCUGACGGAGACGGCAGCCAUGUUCCAGCAACUGAUUGCGGAAAUUCAAACGUUGGAGACGCAGAAAGCAGACUGCGAAGGGGAGAUCCGGCGGCUGGAGCGAAAAGUCCGGUUUUACGAGAAAAACAUGGGCCUGUACAGCAACAGCAGCAGCGCAGCGACGAGGACAAGAACUUCCGGAGAUUCUUCGGGGGCGCCGGCAGCGAGGACUUCUGGUCGUUUGGAAGAAACUGUAAAUGGCGCUGGAAUUCUGCAACUUCACGUGCAUAGCUCCGCGAGGACAACAUCAACCACGACGAGAACAUCCAUCGUCAACGACAGUACUAAAGCGGACCAGAGUGUGCGGCAAAAGGUGCUCCAGCAGCAGAAGAAGAGAAGAAGUGGAAGUAACACGACAGGCGGCAAUUUGUUCUUUUACAAUGUAGCGGAAGAUGGAGACGAUCAAGAGCAGCGUCUCGCACACAACGAACAAGGAGAUAUGUUCUUGGCGCAGAAUGCUGCUUUACCUUUACCCCCAACGUCCACGGUCGUCCCAGUUGUGUUUUCCCCUGCUCAGCGACGCCCAACUUCUACGAGGACGCGCUACGACAAGAUGAAUUUCAGCGGUGCGACUUCGAAUCGGGAAGUAGAUCGGAAGAUUCAAAACGGUUCAUCUGCACUGGCUUUCAGUCCGUUUUCGAAAACGAAAUCGGAUGGCGCUGCGAAGAUUAUGCUGGCCUCAAAUAAGACGAGCAAGAACGUCAAUUCUUUGCGAGGACGAGGAGGGGAGCAGCGGAUUAAAACUCCCCCGGCCGACGAGAUAAGAACAACUGCGCAGAAGAAGAAACUGUGCCCAGUUUAUUCGACCGAGGAGGAUGAAAUAAAACACAAUAAAGUAAAUCCACACGAAGACUUUCUAAGCGUGGCACAGCAGGGGCGACGAGGUGGGUACUACGUUUACGACGACGACCUUAGUGGGGAAGAUGGCGCCAUCGCGAGAAGAACUCAAGGAGGCACGAGAGAAGAAAAUGCUUCGUCGAAGAAGAAAAAGAAAAACAAGAAUGGUGACGGUAGCAAUAGUGGUCUGAAAAACAAGAAGAAAAGGUCCUAUGCUCCUUCUUCUUCACCAGUUGCACAGUGUCCGACGCAGUGAGCAGGGCCGCGAUGGUGAUGCAGUCGGCUUUCACUUUCAUCGCUUAAUACCGCAUGAUCCAGAUGGAUCCUCAUGGUGGUCAUACUUGAACGCAUUUCGGAUUGUACUAGGCUUUGUCUUUGGUAUGUUGAUCUACAUUUUUCACGAUAUGUUUUGUUGUUUCCGUUUCAAGUAGAAUUUGUUUCGAUUUUGCACAAGAAAAAGCAUCUUCCUGUCGCGGCGGCGCGUGCCACGUGCACGACCCUCGCUAGGAAAGACAUUUGUGAACGAAGAACAUUUUCGCGUUUCCAAGAAAGAGAUGGCACAUGGUGAGAACAUCAUGAUGAUGAUGAUGUUGUUUGCGCAUUCAGUUUACUACCUCUCACAAAGAAGGCAUUGCAGUCCUCGUGGCGCUGUACUUGCAAAGUGCUUCGCUUUGGCCAAAUGAUGUGAUGAUGACCACGGUCGUCGGAGAAAGAGCCGAAGUUCUAUGGCGGAAGGUGAAGGUCAAGGAAGAUCUGCUAGAAGAGCAGCGUUGGUC